CGGCUCCGCCCCGGUGCUCCCGGUCCCGCCCCGCCGGCCGGUGGGGCGCGGACAGCGGCUGCAGGUGCGGGUGGCAGCGGAGGGAUGGCGCAGCCCAGCGAGGCCUCGGUGCACACGGCGGCUGCCGGCGCCGCCAUGGACAGCAACGUCCUGGCCAUCGUUAUCGCCGCGACUGUGUCCACCUCAGUCUUCAUCGUGGCAAUCCUCAUCCUGCUGCUGCUCCUGUACCACCGGGACCCCAUGUGUUGCCAGUUUCUCUGCUCCUGCCGCUUAUUCCAGAGCCCCAGCCAGUAUGACUGCCCUCCACCCUACUUCAGCAGCAGCCAGCGGCUGGUGGGUCCCCAGUGCAGAGCCUCACGCUUGGAGAGUGCUGCGGCUGAGAACCCGGGUGUGCAGGGGGAUGAGCUGUUCUGCGUCGGGCCCCCCAGCACGUACCAGGUCCCGUACUGGGAGCAGCCGCGCCUGCCCAGCUAUGAGAGUGUACGGAAGAAAGAUCGCCAGCGGGAGAUCCACCAGAUGAUUGCUGAGAGGUUCGGGCUGUGGGCAGAGCCUUCCCAGGAGAUGCCGCCUCCCUAUGAGCAUGCUCUGAGGCAUCCUCCAGCUUUCUCAGGACCAGUGAUAAGCUCAGAGACCUUGGACAGACGUGGCAUGCCAGAUCCUUUCCAGGCCCCUCUUGGCUACCAAACUCGGCGAAACACAGCUGUGUAAGGCCUCGGUGUGCUGCUGCUUCCCAUGGUGUCAGUGACAGAAGUGCCUGUGACAUUGUUCUCCUCUGCAGGGAAUGGCCAAACAUCAGACCUUUGCCCAGGUUUGCCAUCAGCUGAGACACAGGCAGGUCAGACCUGGCCAGCAGAGACAUCCCUUCUGCAGCACAAGGACAACCACGGAGCCACUGCCAGGCAGAGCAACCAGGGAUGUGUGUGCUCGCUCUUCUCUGGCAAACAUACUGUUACCAAAAGCAAGAGACCAGCUGCUUGCUUCUGCACAAGGGGCAAAGGCAAGAUGAAGGUCUGCUCAGCCAGAGCUCCUCAGGCAGCUGGCACAUUGCACCUCUGUGAGGCAAGCACUGUCAGUUGUACCAAGGAUCAGACCUCAGUCACCGUGUUGUGCUACUUCACUUGUUUCUUAGCUUAUGAAAUGUAUUACUUUACCAGUGUAUUGGCUACCAGGUGGGAAUCUUCACCUGAGAGCAGCAGAAUGGGUCAGCAUCAGAGCACUGCUGUGUGCUCCUGCAGCAAUGGUCCUCUGUGACCAACAGUGAUUUUUGUAUGGACUUCAGAUAAAGAUGUGGAGAGGCUCCAGGAGCUGUGUUAGCUGCUGUAUGCAAAUACCAACCACAGAGAUGAACUGUGUGACCGGGAAAGGACAAAAAUGCAGCCAAAAUAGCUGGUGAACUAUGAACCAUGGGGAACGUAAAGCAAAGGUGGACAUGCGUGGCUGACCUAACUUAGUUAUCUUCUGCAGAGCAGACAAUCUAAUAGCAUCCACACCGGUGUCCUUACACCACCAAUUUUGAUAACCUAUUUUCUACUGCAGAGCCAAUGUUUCAAAUUGUUUACAAACUUGUAGAUAAAAUGAAAUCAGUCUGGCCA
Molecule: messenger RNA, 1592 nt
Organism: Neopsephotus bourkii (Bourke's parrot)
Lineage: Eukaryota; Metazoa; Chordata; Aves; Psittaciformes; Psittacidae
Exons: 5
Coding region: 85-708 (207 amino acids)
Source: RefSeq, a predicted model, not a curated record